CAGGAGGAACCGGCGGGAGAGCAUCCUCGAACCCCCCGCGCCGCAGCCGCCGCCGCAGCCCGUGCGCCCCGCGCUCCCGCGCGCCAUGGCCAAGGAAGGCGUGGAGAAGGCGGAGGAGACGGAGCAAAUGAUCGAGAAGGAGGCAGGCAAGGAGCCGGCGGAAGGCGGCGGCGCGCAUCGCCUCGGGGACGCCCAGGAGAUGCGCGCCGUGGUGCUGGCCGGCUUCGGGGGGCUCAACAAACUGCGGGUCACCCGAAAGGCCAUGCCCGAGCCUCAGGACGGCGAGCUCAAGAUCCGCGUCAAAGCCUGUGGUUUAAACUUCAUUGACUUGAUGGUUCGACAAGGGAAUAUUGACAAUCCCCCCAAGACGCCUCUGGUGCCGGGGUUCGAGUGUUCGGGGAUUGUGGAGGCUCUGGGAGACAGCGUGAAAGGCUACGAGAUUGGCGACCGUGUCAUGGCCUUUGUGAAUUACAAUGCCUGGGCAGAGGUGGUCUGCACGCCGGUGGAGUUUGUCUACAAGAUCCCUGAUGACAUGAGCUUCCCGGAGGCCGCUGCGUUCCCCAUGAACUUCGUCACGGCUUACAUGAUGCUCUUUGAAGUGGCCAACCUGCAGGAAGGCAUGUCUGUGCUCGUGCACUCCGCUGGUGGUGGCGUGGGCCAAGCUGUAGCUCAGCUGUGUUCCACCAUCCCCAACGUGACUGUCUUCGGAACGGCUUCUACUUUCAAGCAUGAAGCAAUCAAAGACUCUGUGACCCAUCUGUUUGACAGAAAUGCAGACUAUGUUCAAGAAGUGAAAAGAAUCUCUGCUGAAGGUGUGGAUAUCGUUUUGGAUUGCCUCUGUGGGGACAACACUGGAAAAGGUCUCAGCCUUCUUAAACCACUGGGGACUUACAUUUUAUAUGGUUCCUCCAACAUGGUGACUGGGGAGACCAAGAGCUUCUUCAGCUUUGCCAAGUCAUGGUGGCAGGUGGAGAAAGUGAACCCCAUCAAGCUGUAUGAAGAGAACAAAGUCAUCUCGGGGUUCUCGCUUUUGAAUCUGCUCUUCAAACAAGGCCGUGCGGGCCUCAUCCGAGGAGUGGUGGACAAACUCAUAGCACUUUACAACCAGAAGAAGAUCAGGCCCGUGGUUGACUCCUUGUGGGCCCUGGAGGAGGUGAAAGAGGCCAUGCAGCGGAUUCAUGACCGAGGGAACAUUGGCAAGUUAAUUCUGGAUGUAGAAAAGACCCCGACUCCACUGAUGGCCAAUGACAGCACGGAGACCAGCGAGGCAGGAGAGGAGGAGGAGGACCAUGAGGGGGACAGCGAGAACAAGGAGCGGAUGCCUUUCAUCCAGUAACCCAGGACCCCGCAGGAGAACAGGAGGAUUGUUUGGAAGAAGACCAGGCUGAGAACACUCUUCCGUGCCCCAGUGAACAAAUGCUGUAGUCCAGUGCGUGUUGUGUUUGUCUGCAGUCAGCUGAGCUCACAGGCUCUUGAUCGCUGUUGUUUUCUGAACUUAAGUGCCAAGCCCAUCCCAUGCAGUAUUAUGUCCCUCCCCAACAGUGUGACACUCUCCC
Molecule: messenger RNA, 1556 nt
Organism: Elephantulus edwardii (Cape elephant shrew)
Lineage: Eukaryota; Metazoa; Chordata; Mammalia; Macroscelidea; Macroscelididae
Gene: VAT1L
Product: vesicle amine transport 1-like
Exons: 9
Coding region: 86-1336 (416 amino acids)
Molecular function (GO): oxidoreductase activity; zinc ion binding
Source: RefSeq, a predicted model, not a curated record